ACACACAAACAAAAACAUAUGUAGAUACUGUAAUCCAAACAACUGCAACAGCUAUAAUGCGGACCAUGCAACAAUAUAUGGACCAGCAGUUUGAAGUGCAAAGAGAAUGGAAUUCCCAGUGCAUGGAUACAAUCAAUCAAAGAUUCAUACAGCUAGAACAAACAAGCCAACAGAGUAAUAAUAACAAUCAUCAGAAUGAUGACACUAACCAGACUAUAACCAACAAUCAACAAGGCAAUAUGGAAACUGACAGAGAUACUGGAACAUCACAAGGUAAUUACCCCCUUUCUUCAGUUAUAAACAAUCUAAUCAUAAGGACAAACCUGAAAAGUCAAAACAAUGGAACAACAAUGAAUGCUGGAGUGACAACAUAUAAAGUAACUGCCAGAAAGUUUCCAACAAUAAAUUAUAGCAUAAUAAAGAAUAUGCCAACAAUUCAAGGGUUUUUAAACCCAAAAGCAGCAGAGACAGAACGUAUUCGGUCAUGGUGGGUCAUGAAUUGGAAAAAAGGACAAAAAAUGAUAGAAAUGAUCCCACAAAAGCCAACGGUGACUUACAAACUAUGGAAAGCACUGGCAUUUGGUUCAUUUGUGAACCUUCACGAAUUUAUACAUAAAAACCUGAUUGACAGUGCAAAAGAAAUGAAUGAUGAUACUACCUUAGAAACUUCAGACGCAUUCAAAGCAUAUAUGGAUGCAGUAUUAAUGUUAUAUGAAAAUCGUGAACAAGAGCUAAACACAUAUAGAGAUCAUAUAAAUGAACUAUGUAUCAAAUAUGAGUUUACAGCUGUAAUGGAAUACGACGAAGAUCAUAGAGUGGCAUUAGUAACGGAUCGUGAUUCCACACUUCUAGACAGAAAUAUAGAAGCAGAAGGCAAGAAUUUUGACGUGACAACAACAAGAAAAACAAAAGAUAAUGGCUGGCGUCAGCCUAAUUGGGUAAACACAUACUGGCAAGAUGGCAAAGAGAUUUGCCUGAAUUGGAACUGUAGAACAUGCCCUGAGGACAAGAAUUGUGAAACAGAAACAAUUAUACUUCAACAAAUGAAUAACACAGCAGCAGCAUGA
Messenger RNA from Cetraspora pellucida, 1067 nucleotides. NCBI's taxonomy places the organism in Eukaryota, Fungi, Glomeromycota, Glomeromycetes, Diversisporales, Gigasporaceae. The record is from the annotation of a GenBank genome assembly.